AUGGAUGCAAACGAGAACUCACACCCUCAAUCAUCACAAUCCAACAAUAAUCCUCAACUAAAAUCCUAUUCUAAUGCAGUCACGCAACAAGCACCUAAAUUUCCAACGAAAGAACAGGCAAUCAUAUUCAACUCGAUUGAUGGUAUAAAACUCCAAGAAUACCUGUUACAACUAGGAGCUAUCGUCCAACCAAGGAAUAUUAUCUUCUCAUCGAGAAUAUCUAACAACAGAAUUUGCAUCUACCUAUCUUCCAAAAAUGUUGUUGAAGAAUUCCUAGCAAACCAUGGCAAAAUAACAAUCAAUGAAGAGACCAUCAAAGCACGAAGACUAAUCACUCCAUCAGACCGUUUAGUGAUGUCUAACGUGAGCCCUACUAUACCUCACGAUAUACUUUUUAGCGAACUCCAAGCCUUAGGACUAACAUUGAUAUCACCUAUCACAUUUUUGAGGAUUGGAACAACAAAUCCAGAGUAUAGUCACAUCCUUAGUUUCAGACGACAAGUUUACUUUACACCAUCAGACAACUGUGAGAUACCUGAAUCCCUAGAGAUUUCUCAUGAUGGCGUCACAUAUCGUAUAUUUCUCACACGCGACAACCAAGUUUGCUACAAAUGCAAGCUGAGUGGACAUAUUGCAUCUAGAUGUCCUACUCAACUUCCUGAAUCAAAUCGAAUCACAACACAAGAUCAAGGACCAAGAAAUGGUGAUAUAAUAGCUUCGCAGCCUCCCUCACCCCCACAAGAACAAGAACCAGAUAGACACUCAAUUGCUGUUGACAGUCACAUGGAAACAGCUGAAUUAUCUGCAUCCUGUAACAAACGGAAUAUAUCAGAAAUAUUGACGCCAACACCAGAAGAAAAUCAAGAACCAGAUCUUUCCAAUGUAACAUUCAACGUCCCGUCAAAAGUAACGCACCCCAAAAAAUACAAACCAGAAAAAACCAUUGGCACCUUGGAUCCUGACAUCAUGCUCUCCUUGAAAGAUACUAUUGACAAACACACACCACCAUACAUUCUUACAAUGGAACAAUUGAAAGAUUUUCUUGAAAAUGCCUACGGAUCAAAGGAUGUCCUCAGCAUUGCUAAAGGCUACACCACGAAGACACCAGCUCUAAUCGAAAUGUUACUGGACUUACACUCCCAUAUCAAAGAUAAAAACCUGAAAACUAGAUGCACCAAAUUGAGGAAAAAAUUAGAGAGACAGGGCUUCGCACGCGACAAGAGAAGUUUCCUGAGAUCAGUCAGCUCCAACUCCGCGGACUCCAACCAAGAGAUGUUCUUUAUGGGCGAGCCGAGAUUGUGCGACAUCGCGCCUGACCUGGUAGCCAGCAGCAGGUCCAACUCAUUGAAGGAGCGCAAGGAACACCAAGGGGACGUUGCGGGGUAUAUGCCUCUGGCUACCAGCGAGGAGCAGGCGGACUGCCAAUCGGAGGACGAGGUCUUCGUCGGGGACGAUUCCGCCAGGUGA
Phaedon cochleariae (mustard beetle) is the source of this 1467-nucleotide messenger RNA. The record is from the annotation of a GenBank genome assembly. Lineage: Eukaryota; Metazoa; Arthropoda; Insecta; Coleoptera; Chrysomelidae.